Anopheles coustani is the source of this 2050-nucleotide messenger RNA. RefSeq names its product LIM and senescent cell antigen-like-containing domain protein 1 (gene stck). NCBI's taxonomy places the organism in Eukaryota, Metazoa, Arthropoda, Insecta, Diptera, Culicidae. Gene Ontology annotation, cellular component: cytoplasm; focal adhesion; cell-cell junction. Gene Ontology annotation, biological process: positive regulation of integrin-mediated signaling pathway; cell-cell adhesion; cell-cell junction organization. The transcript has 6 exons. The record is from RefSeq and is a predicted model, not a curated record. Bases 352 to 1362 code for a protein of 336 amino acids.
AACAUUUUAUUUAUUCAUAAAAUUCAUCAAAAUUUUUAACGGCACAUCUGAACGUACAAACGGCGAUGGCUCGCCACACGCACACUUUUACACACGUUUUUGACAACAGCUGUCAGAUCGUUCGCCAUUCCCACGGGGAACAAAAAAGUAGCGCCCGACUGUUGCUUAGCGUAUCGUUUUGUUAUUUAAGUUUUAUUGCAAGAAAGUGCCUUAUUUUGCGUCGCAAGAGCGCGUGAUAUCCGACGUUAUCGACUGCCUUAUCAAUACAACAGUGGAAUUGGCGAAAACGCUGGCGUUUUGCUAGAUAAACAUCCGCUCUUCCAUCCAGGUGCCAAGAGAGUGAGCAACAACAUGUCGCUCGGCACCAUGCACUGCACCCGGUGCGACGAGGGAUUCGAGCCCCAUGAACGGAUCGUCAACUCGAACGGCCAACUCUGGCAUACGCAAUGCUUUGUCUGCGCCCAGUGCUUCCGCCAGUUCCAAGAUGGCAUCUUUUACGAGUUCGAGGGGCGCAAGUACUGCGAGAAGGACUUCCACAUCCUGUUUGCGCCGUGCUGCAACAAGUGCAAUAACUUCGUCAUCGGGCGUGUCAUUAAAGCGAUGGCGGCCAACUGGCAUCCGCAGUGUUUCACGUGCGAACGGUGCGCCAUCCCGUUGGCCGAUUCGGGCUUCAUCCGAAACCAGAACCGAGCGCUUUGUCACGAUUGCAACCGCAAGGAGAAAGAGGUCGGACUUGGGAAGCACAUUUGCAACAAGUGCCAUGGCAUCAUUGAUGAUGCACCGCUUCGCUUCCGAGGAGAGGUUUAUCACGGGUAUCAUUUCAACUGUACCUCGUGCGGGUCCGAGCUGGACUCGUCGGCGCGGGAGGUGAAGAAUCGUACGGGCUACGCAGCCAACGACAUGAAUGAGCUGUAUUGUCUGCGAUGUCACGAUCGGAUGGGCAUUCCGAUUUGCGGUGCUUGCCGGCGUCCAAUCGAGGAGCGGGUUGUUACCGCCCUGGGAAAGCACUGGCACGUGGAGCACUUUGUCUGUGCCAAGUGCGAGAAACCGUUCCUGGGCCAUCGGCACUACGAGAAGCGCGGAAUGGCCUACUGCGAGACGCACUAUCAUCAACUCUUCGGCAAUUUGUGCUUCGUUUGCAACCAGGUCAUCGCCGGGGAUGUUUUCACCGCCCUCAACAAGGCCUGGUGCGUGCAUCACUUUUCGUGCUCGAUCUGCGACCAGAAGCUCGACCAGAAGUCCAAAUUUUUCGAGUACGACGAGAAACCGGUCUGCAAGAAAUGCUACGAACGGUUCCCGAACGAGCUGCGACGCCGUCUGCGCAUUUCGCACGAGAACACCCUCAAGAAGCCGGUCCCGUAAGGUGUCCCCGUACGGUUCCGUGCAAAACUAAAAUCUGUGCCAAGCAAAACAGAGCAUACUACAAGUGGACAAUGCAAAGCAAUGGAAUCGAAUCACGCACGAACUAAUCGUAAUCUAAACUAAACAUGUCACUAUAGGACGUCAGGAAAGUGGAGAAUUGUUUCUUUCCAUCCGGACGUGUCGUGUUCUCAUACUAAUAAUAAUUUUACUAAUAACUAGACAUUAACAAACAAACAGUGCCUGUCUUAAAACGAAAUUCCCAGUCAGUGAGUUCGAUUGAAACGGACAGAAAAGUGUGCCUACAUUUACUGCCUUUGAAGCCCAGAGAUUGAAUUACUUAAACCUCAAACACCCCAAUCACUCGUUUGGUGCUCGAUUAUAUUAUACUUCGUGCAGCUUAUUUAUCAAAUGUAAUGGAAAAAAAUUCUAGCACAAAACUUAACCACCGUCGUGUGUUUGUGUGUUCGUGUGUUAGUAUUUUUGAUUAUUGAAUAAUUUUUAACAAACCAAGAAACAGCUAGCAUUAGUACUAUUAUUGGCGUAUAGAAUGGAAGCGUUUUAUACUCUUUCUUUUUGAAUGUGACGUCUUUAUUAAAAUCAUUUGCGUUCAGUAAAUGACAAAAAUUUUACUAAGCACGGAAACAAUGUUUAGAGCGAUGGAGUAAUAAAUUGAUGUGUUUUUAAUAAC